Messenger RNA from Puccinia graminis f. sp. tritici CRL 75-36-700-3, 657 nucleotides. RefSeq lists its product as uncharacterized. The record is from RefSeq and is a predicted model, not a curated record. Lineage: Eukaryota; Fungi; Basidiomycota; Pucciniomycetes; Pucciniales; Pucciniaceae. Bases 1 to 657 code for a protein of 218 amino acids. The transcript has 4 exons.
AUGCAAGACAAGAGUCAGGUUAUCAAUAAAUCUUCCGAAAAUAAAGAGCUGUUUAUAUCGUACAGUUCCUCAAGCCGAGUUCUUGAUCUGACUUUUUCUGGUGCUUGUAUAUUCAAUCAAACGUUCAAAUCAUGGGACCUCGACAGGGGCUGCUAUAACAUCUACAAAGCUCUUCUGUUAUCUGAAACAGGUCUUCAUUAUGCUCACAGUCAUGUCUACUUUCAAGACAACAAGAUUGUAAAAACGAUAGUUGCUCCUUGUCUCGACAGUUAUGGGUACAACUUAACGACCGGUGUACUGUACAAUAUCCGUGGGAUUAUAACCCGGGACAACACAUGUGGCACUGCAUGGGAGUUCAACCCACUCCUAGCGGUUCGAACGGAGAGCACAAAACCAGAGGCGACGAGGGAUGGUUUUUGGGUCAAGGGAAGUGGAAAAGUAAGGUUGGUGUCAAAAGUGACCAUUCCAGCGAUAACAGAAGGGUCCUAUCAUCAAAUCUUAGUCAACCAUCAGCCAAAAAUCCGAAUAAUCUUACCGAGCAGCUCACUUAAUAUUGGCCCCGAUACCGAAGAAUUGGUUGGACAGACACUGGAGUUCUGCGGACGGUUCAUUGGGGAAGAAAUUGAAUCAGGAGUUAUAAAGUUAAUGGUUGAAUGA